Molecule: messenger RNA, 3660 nt
Organism: Capronia epimyces CBS 606.96
Lineage: Eukaryota; Fungi; Ascomycota; Eurotiomycetes; Chaetothyriales; Herpotrichiellaceae
Exons: 2
Coding region: 1-3660 (1219 amino acids)
Molecular function (GO): ATP binding; ATP-dependent chromatin remodeler activity
Source: RefSeq, a predicted model, not a curated record
AUGGCACAGAUAGACAUUCCUGGAUUCACCGCCGACUCUGUGUUGAUCGACCUCACAGGAGACGAGUCGGAGACUUCCACUGACUUGGAAGUCCAUGAGCUACCGCCAAUGGAACCUUAUAUCAAGCAGGAGCCCACCAACGAACCGACCUUGAUUGCUCACACCUCCACGAGAGAUGACCUUCAGCCUAAGAUAACUUCUGACAGCACGGAUGAGAUCACAAAGAUCUCUUCUGACACUGAGGAUGAGCAGCCAACCCUCACUUCGAAAAAGGACCCUGAUUCGUUCACCAUCAGCCGCGUCGAUAUCACAGAUCAGCCUGACCCUGUUGCAACCCCCCAGCAGCAGGAAGAGGGCGCUUUGUUCGACACUGAUCCUUUCGUCCAGGAUGACAUGGACAUGGCCAUGGACAUUGCCAAUCUGGAGGCUCUGCGGCUCUACAACGAAAACAAAACCAACCUCCCUGUCCAACAUGAAGAUACAUCUGCCAGUGCAUACCAGGAAAGACCAUGCCCUGAAAGCGGCGAUGAUCUCGACAUGCAGCUUUGGGAUGCCGGUGAGGACGCCGACCCCUCUUUCGAGCAUGAGGAGGCUCUCGCCGCUUUCGCUCGUCGCAAGGAGGAAUACGAGAGGAAGGUGUCGCUGGGUAUCACAACUGAAGUGGAUGACAUUCAGUUCGCAGCCGACAAAGCUGCCGAGCAGAAUCGCCUUCGAGAUUUUGAGCGGAGCCAGAUGGUCGUAGCUGACCCGCCCGAGCUCCCGCCCGGCUAUGUUGAGGAAGAGUCUCUCUUUAUCCCGGAGCAAUCUCGGCCUCCAGAUGUUUCGUUUCGCAAGAGAGCUGCUCCAAAGCCCAAGAAUCGAAUCAACAAGCAAGAAAUGUUGGAGGCCAUGGCUGCUGGCAUUGACAACGGGUUCACGAAGGGUGGAAAGCCCAAGAGAAAAGCCACAGAAGCAAGCGAUGACCACCAACCGAAGAGAGGGCGGACAUCGAAGGCUGCUGGCGGAGUGAAGCCAGCGCGGCGGCAGCCCAGAAAGCGCAAAGCACCCAUGCUGAGCAACGUGUCUUCUUUGGGCAGAACCAAUAUUGUCCAAGCCGCACAAGCCAAUGCUUUAAGGCCGGAUAUGCCUACAUUCACAGCUCGCGACAAGAGUAAAGCCCUCAGAGAGCUAAUCGCUAGCAUCCCACUGGCAGACGGCGGUUCCCACAAUUCAGACAAGAAGGCAAUACUGGAUGCCACGAAGAAGUUCAGGGGCAAGGGCGCUAUAAGAUCGGACGGCCAAGGUGCGUGGAGGCACAAAGAUAUGGAGUCAUCGUUGUAUAAUCAUCAGCUUCUCGGCGUGGCUUUCCUCCGGGACCGCGAAAACUCGGACUCAAAGCCCCGAGGUGGGCUUGUAUGUGACGAAAUGGGCUUCGGGAAGACGAUACAAAUGAUUGCCAACAUCUUGGACGGUAAACCGGACGAGAACAGCCCGUGCAAGACAACGCUGAUCGUCGCCCCUCCCACGCUACUCACCCAAUGGAUGUUCGAGAUGGACAAACACGUCAAAGGCGGCAAACUCGGCCGUAUCCUUCGAUACCACUCCGGCGCGCGCCUUGUUAGCAAUGACAUACAAGCUGAUCUAUGUGCAUACGACAUCAUUCUUACGACUUACGGGGAAGUUCAGAAGAGCUACCCAGUACCCGAUCCACCGAAACACUUGUCCAGCGAAGCCAAGAAAAAUGAAUGGUGGGCAAAGUUCUUCAAGGAGAACGUCGGGCCUCUCCAUCAGAUCAAGUAUCACCGCGUUGUACUGGACGAGGCACAUCUGAUCAAGAAUCACACUUCUAAGACUUCUAUCGCAGUGUGUGCGCUCACCGGAGUAUACAAGUGGUGUAUCACGGGGACUCCGAUCAUGAACUAUAUCGAAGAACUCUAUCCAUAUUUCAGAUUCCUGAGGGUGCCACAUACUGGUGACUACGGCACAUUCUGUCAUAAUUUUUGCAACAGCCGCAUGAGCCGAGAGCCGAUCAACAUGGAGAGAAUACAUAACAUUCUACGGGCGAUCAUGUUGAGGAGAACGCACGUCGACACCAUGUUCAAUGCCCCAGUGGUCAAGCUCCCGGGCAUCACCCAUACGACCCACCUGGUUGAGUUUAACGAGGUUGAGAGAGCCAUCUACAACAUGGUCAAGACAAGAUAUAUCUUCCAGAUCAACUCAUACUCCAGGUCCGGAGGCCUAACGGCAAACUACCGAAACAUUCUUUCCAUGAUGCUACGGCUCAGAAUGCUAUGCUCGCACAUCUUACUCUGCCAGGACGUGCUCAAGCAAAUGUUCGUGGCUGCUGACAUUGAAAGCCUGUGGCGCUUGACCGCCAAAGAAGUUCGAGCUGCCGGGGAUGAAAACCAGAAGAACCUGAUUGGCACCCUGAGGAACAUGCUCCAGGUCAAGGCAAACACCGUCCCGACUUGCCAGACUCGGGACGCUGAAGUGGAUGCCACCGCCGUUGACCUCACCGCUCCCUCUGUGACUACGGCGACUCAAGAAGUGGCAACUCAAGAAGUCGAAGCUGCCGGCGCCACAGGUCGGAGCUUUGGACUUUCCUUCAAGUUCCGCAAAUUCCUGCGUUCGCUGAGCGAGUCUAAGACCUGGUCGGAGCUGCACGACCGGUCAACCUGCGGUAAAUGCCGGCUUCCGCCAGAUGACCCGGUCUGCACAUCCUGCUUCCACGUUUACUGCAAAGAGUGCAUCAAUGCAAUGGAAUACGAGUGCCAGGCACGUUCCGAGGAAGGAUGUGCAUGCCUUGAGUGCGGAGCCCUCUUCGAAGAGACAUCUCCUUGCUCGGGGUUGAAAGAGUUGGGGUUCAAUAGUGACGCGGUGACACAGAGGAUUGAGGAAACCAAGAAGCGAGCGAGACGGUCGAGCAGCGGUGGGAAAGGUGGCAGAGGCAAGAAAAACAACCGAAGCAAUAGUGUGCCAGCGGCCGGUGAUGACAAUGACGAGGAAGAUAAAGACCCCGACUGGAUCGAGUUGAUGGGAACCACAGUGCUACCGUCGGCGAAGUUGACGGCGACCAAGGCAGCGAUUCUGAAUUGGCAGCAAACCGCCAAGGGCGAGAAGAUUAUCAUCUACACGCAAUUCCUGGGCUUGUGUCGGAUCCUCGGGAAGGUCUGUUCCGCCGAGGGAUGGGGCCACGUCGAGUUUAACGGCAAAAUGUCGUUUGAAGCGCGCGAGAAGUCGAUUGAGCGGUUCAGAGACGACCCGGCCGUGUUUAUCAUGAUAUGCAGUCUCAAGGCUGGCGGUGUCGGGCUCAACCUCAGCAUGGCGUCCAAAGUCAUCAUCUUGGAUCUGUGGUUCAACUCGUCCAUUGAAGCCCAGGCCUACUGCCGCGCCUUCCGCAUCGGGCAACAACGCAAGGUUGAGGUCUUACGUUUCGUGGUCAAGGACACCAUCGACGAAGACUUGAUCAAGAUGCAGGAUCGCAAAGACGUCGAGGUCACGGGUGCUAUCGGGCCAGAGAGCCACGGCAAGCGCGCCACCAUUCAGCAGCUGCUGGAGCUUUUUGGCGAGGUCAGGGAAGAAAGCCAGAACGAAUUCAUCUUGAUCGAGGACGACGAUCAGAAUGACAACGAUGACGCGAAUCUCCCGCUUGCUGAGAGGCUUCCUCCACGUCCUUUCUAG